This is a messenger RNA of Pyrus x bretschneideri (Chinese white pear), 1910 nucleotides long. Its product is annotated as F-box/LRR-repeat protein At4g14103. Gene Ontology annotation, molecular function: protein binding. The transcript is spliced from 3 exons. NCBI's taxonomy places the organism in Eukaryota, Viridiplantae, Streptophyta, Magnoliopsida, Rosales, Rosaceae. The record is from RefSeq and is a predicted model, not a curated record. The coding region runs from base 308 to 1819 and encodes 503 amino acids.
AAAGCCUAGGAACCAUCAGAACGCAACUCCCGAAAGCCCCAAAUCAACAAAUUUAGGGUUCUUCAAGAUCCAGAUUUGGGACGGAGGAUGAUGGGAGCGCACCGCCGAUUCUGGCUCGCUGAUGGACUUAUGGUGGGUACAAUCGAGAUGGGUAAGUGAGUUGGCAUUUCUUCAUUUCUGUUCACUGUGCAAAGAGAAAGGCAUAACUUGAUUGACGCUUUACUGUUAAACUCUCCGUGAAUCGUAGUAGAAACUGAAAAGCCAUCUUCUUUUGCAAAACCCUAAAUUCGGAUUUUGAUUAGCUUUCAUGGAAAGCGAGGGUGAGGUAAAAGCUACUGCAAGUCCCCGAGGCGAAGGAGUUUGUAGUGAGAGUGAGAGUAUAAUAGAUGUAUUUAGCAAAUUUCCAGACCAGAUUUCCCAUCACAUUGUCUCCUUUCUUACUGUGACCGAUCUCAUUCGCUUCGGUUGUGUGUCUAAAAGAUGCAGAGAGCUUUGCCUGUCAUCCCCUAAGUUGAACUUCGAUGGGUUUUCGUUAGCGAAUACGUCCACGUGUUAUUACCGGCUCAAGUUGUUGAGUUAUUUGGAUAGGUUCUUUUUCUAUCGCGGGGAUAGUAAGAUACAGAGCUUUCGUGUUCGUUGGUUUAAGCAUGAGGAAUACAAGCUUGAGGAAUACGAGGGUGAAGAACCACCGUGCUUCUGUGCUCGUGAUUGCUACGAAGGUACCCGAAUGUUCACAUGGAUCCAAAAUGCGGUUAGGUGUAAGGUCGAAGUGCUGGAUCUUGGGACGGAUGUAUAUGACUCGGAGCAUGAACUACUUCCGUCUUGUGUCUUUCAAUGUGAAACUUUGAGGUAUCUAGUGCUGCAUGUGAAUUGGACGAUUCUUAGGACUCCCUCGUUCACUUUUCCAUCUAAUCUCAAGUAUUUGGAGUUGAAAAAAAUCUUUAUAGAAAAUGAGGGAUUUUUCAAGUGGAUCUCCUGUUGCUGCAAAUGCAUCGAGGAGUUAAAUCUUCAAGAAGUUCAUGGGAUAGAAACUAUGACCAUCAAAAGCUCGUCUCUGAAAAAACUGAGCUUUUCUGGUUUUUCAGUUGACCUCUGCCAUAUUAACAUCUCGUGUGAGAAACUUGAAGGUAUAUUUAUAUGCUGGUCUUUUGCCUCAGCCAGCAACAAAUCCUUAAAUAUCUUUGCCCCAAAUCUCAAGCAUUUGAACUGGCUUGGGAACAUGGUGAAACACCCAAAUCUGGGAAAAUUUGAAUGCUUGGCUGAAGCUAUACUUGCCUUGAAUUCUCAAGGGGAUGACAAGGACAAUGUAUUUGAGGUUCUUGACAGUUUUUGCAGGGUUAAAGUUCUUGUUCUGAAUGAAGUGACCAUUAAGGGCCAUUUCAGGGGUGGAUCCAGGCCAGCUCCAUUAUAUGAUACCUUUUGUUUGGGUAUAAGUAUCGAAACCUUCGUUGAUGAGUUGAUCCCAGCAAUUGUCUUCCUUUUGAGGGGAAUGCCUAAUCUGUUCAAUUUAGUAUUAAUGAAGUACAAUCCACCUCUUGAGGCUCCUGAAUCUAAUACAUCUGGGAUUGAUAUCAAAUACUGGAAGUUGCAAAACCUUGCAUUUGUUUAUCAGCUUAGGCAGGUUACCAUAGAGCUUGGCAAUGGGUCUAAUGGAAUGGAGUUCGCGAAGUAUUUGCUCGAGUGUGCGCCAAAUUUGGAGAAAAUGGUCAUUGUUUAUUUACCCCAGGAUUUGGAGAAAGUUGCAAAGAAGUUGGAGAAAAGCAAGAUUUUCAAUGCCGCCGCAGCUGUCUGCUUUCAAGAAAAAUCAAUCAAGAGAUAGAAGAAUGUACUUCCGAUCGUUUUCAGGAUUUCUUUAUGUUGCAAUGUUGAAACCUUUGUAUGCUGAGAUUAUCAGAAGCAUCGUUUCAGGA